This is a messenger RNA of Pseudophryne corroboree (corroboree frog), 2366 nucleotides long. RefSeq names its product transient receptor potential cation channel subfamily V member 6-like. The transcript is spliced from 15 exons. The record is from RefSeq and is a predicted model, not a curated record. Lineage: Eukaryota; Metazoa; Chordata; Amphibia; Anura; Myobatrachidae. Gene Ontology annotation, cellular component: plasma membrane. The coding region runs from base 126 to 2195 and encodes 689 amino acids. Gene Ontology annotation, molecular function: protein binding; calcium channel activity. Gene Ontology annotation, biological process: calcium ion import across plasma membrane.
GGGUGAGACACAGAUGAGGUGUCUGCUCUGCGGAGAGGGGGAACCAUUGCUGGGUCUACUGUCACCUUCUCUUUAUAUCCAAAGACGCUACAGUAUGUUCUAAUAUCCCUUCCAACAUCCGCAGGAUGUUCUGCCAGAUCACACGAGAAAUCAGCACAUGGACUGCAAAAUCAGUAGAGGAGGAGACGACCGAGCUUAUCCAGAGAAAAAGGAUCCAGGACCUUCCGCUACUCCGGGCUGCAAAAGAAAAUGACAUUCCGAAGCUGAAGGAACUCCUGGAAGAUGACAAGUGUGACCCGUACCAACGGGGAGCCGUUGGGGAGACCGCCCUGCACGUGUCCGUCCAGUAUGGAAAUUUGGAGGCCAUGGAGGUCCUGCUGGAUGAAGCUCCCCAGCUAAUAAACCAGGCCAUGACCUCUGACCUCUAUCGAGGUCAGACGGCAUUACACAUAGCUGCGGUCAACCAGAAAGUAGACCUGGUGCUGGCCCUGAUACGGAGAGGGGCUGAUGUCUCCUCACCCAGAGCCACUGGAAGUUUCUUUGCCUUAAGUCCUAAGAACCUCUUCUACUUUGGAGAACACAUCCUGUCCUUUGCUACAUGUGUCGCGGAUGCUGAGAUUGUUAAAAUACUUAUAGAUCAUGGAGCAGAUAUGUGGAACCAGGACAAUUUGGGUAACACGGUCCUACAUAUCCUCGUCCUUCAACCCAAUAAGAGUAUUUCCUGCCAGAUGUUUGAUUUCCUGCUCUCUCGGGAUUGUGGCCUACGUGGAAAAGCUCUUAGCGAGAUUCCUAACAAGCAGGGUCUCACGCCAUUAAAGCUGGCUGCUGUUGAAGGCAACGUGGUGAUGUUCCAACACUUAAUUCAGAAGAAGCGAAAAGUUCAAUGGUCAUUUGGCCCGAUUAACAAUAUGUUGUAUGACAUGUCAGAGAUUGACUCAUGGGAGGGCCAAGAGUCCAUACUUGAGCUCCUUGCAUCAUCAAACAAGAGCAAGGCUCACAAAAUAAUGAAUAUCCCACCAGUGAAACAGCUGCUACAGAAAAAAUGGCAGCAUCAUGGACGCACAUAUUUUCUGUCCCUGGCUACUCUCUACGUGUUCUAUAUGACCUGUGUGUCCCUAUGUUGUGUCAACCGACCAAUUAAACCACGAGAAGGAAACAUUACGGACCCCAGAGACAUCACUCUGUUUGUUCAGAAGACGCUACAGGAAGCAUAUGUCACUACAGAUGAUUACCUGAGACUAUUAGGAGAGAUCAUAUCCGUAAUUGGAGCUAUUAUAUUUUUGAUAAUCGAGCUUUCACAGGUGCAGAAGAUUGGGUUAAAGUAUUUUCUAUUACGUACGUUCUGGAAGGAAAAUUUCCAUAUGGUCAGAAUCUCCUUUGCUUUACUGGUUCUGUUGGUCUUGGCGAUGCGACUGACUAACACAGACGGAGAGGUGAUCCCGAUGUCCAUAGCGCUGUUGCUAGGCUGGUGUUACGUCAUGUAUUUUGCCCGCGGAUUCCAGAUGCUCGGACCCUUCACAAUCAUAAUUCAAAAGAUAUCCACAAGUAAUCUCCUGACGUUUGGCUGGCUUAUGGGCAUGGUGGUAUGUGGGUACACCUUAGCUCUCUAUGUCACAUACCAGAUGGUAGAUCCUCAAGCUUUUGGAGCUUACGCCCCCUAUGCCAUGUGCCUGCUCAGCACCUAUGAGCUGUUCCUGAAUGCCCUCAAUGGCCCAGCCAACUACAGUGUCUACAACCCAACUAUGUACAGUCCCAUCUACAGCUCGUUCAGCGUCAUCGCAUUUCUUCUGAUGUUUAACCUGCUCAUCGCCAUUAUGGGGGACACGCAAGGAGACAUGGCUAAAAAGAAGGAUGAACUGUGGAAGGCACAGAUCGGCGGCGCUACAGUGAUGAUAGAGAGGACAUUUCCAAAACGUCUGUUGUUUGGCUCGAAAUCAGCUGAGCACACCUUGGAAGAAAGACGAUAUCUCAGUGUGGAGGAGCGUAGACGGCAUGCGUGCCCGUCGCAAAACGGAGAACAGUCCAGCAUCGACUCUGAUGAGGACAUCCCACCUCACGAACCAUUAGAGACAGAGGCCACGAAUCUGACUGGUACAGAGGAGAGGAGGGCAGAUGACAUUCACGGAGCCGUAGAUGGAGGAAAAGUUGUUCAUGAUGAUGAUGAUGAUGAUGAUGAUGAAAGCUAUAUGGGAUGAAGAGAUAUUUCAGAUUUAAACGCAAAUUAAAUUACCAGCGUUUUUUCUGUUAAUACAUUAGUUUAUUUCAUGACUGCUAAUUAUUUUUUUAUUGUCUAUUUUCCUGACCAUAUUAAUUUCCCUUUUGUCUUUUGUAUAUAUUUCUUUUUUUUUUUUUUUAGUGUUCUAUAA